Molecule: messenger RNA, 548 nt
Organism: Canis lupus familiaris (dog)
Lineage: Eukaryota; Metazoa; Chordata; Mammalia; Carnivora; Canidae
Gene: NBDY
Product: negative regulator of P-body association
Exons: 3
Coding region: 124-330 (68 amino acids)
Source: RefSeq, a predicted model, not a curated record
CAGGAAAUACGGUAAGCGCGAAACCCAGAGGAAGCUCUGUGCCUGGAAGGGACCCGCCGCCAUCUCAGGUCUCGGCCUCGCCGGGCCCACUGGAGAGAGCUGACGCCCAGUCCUAUAAUCCUUAUGGGGGACCAACCUUGUGCCUCCGGGAGAUCCACGCUCCCUCCUGGAAACACGCGGGAAACCAGGCCUCCAAAAAAGCGCUGCCUCCUAGCACCACGGUGGGAUUAUCCGGAAGGAACUCCCAACGGAGGUAGUAACCCUCUCCCCUCCGCACCUUCUCCUGCAUCACCCGGACUGAAGUCGCACCCUCCUCCUCCGGAGAAGUAGUAGAAUAUACUUCUCACAUCGCAAACCAGUCUCAGAGGGAUUGGAGAAUGACUCCAUUUCCUUGGUAUAUUCAUAAAAUGGUUCACCCAGUGAGGACAAUGAAGAUUAUGGACACUGCUGCCCUGCUUUUUCUGAUGUCCUGCACCAGAAAUCCUGUUAUGUUUCCUGCUCCUGAGAGCAAUGGCUAAAUUAAGAAGAGGUCACAUACCAUCCAGGGC